AUGGCCAAGUUUGAGCCUCUUGACUGGAAGACAUUCCGCAAUGUCAUCAAUGGCAAGCUCGAGUCCACAAAGCAGACUCGUCAUUCUACCAACCCUGCAACCGGAGAGGAUGGCCCAGAAGUCCCAGUGUCAACCCGUGAAGAUGUUGACCGCGCAUGCGAGGCUGCAACAGAAGCUGGCAAGUCAUGGUCCAAGGUUCCAUGGGACGAGCGCAGGAAGGCACUCGAGGCCUAUGCCGACGCACUGGAGGAAGAGAAGGAGAACUUUUCACAGAUGCUCACUUCAGAGCAAGGAAAGCCGCUGAUGUUCGCACGCGCCGAGCUCGACGCCUCUGUCCACUGGAUCCGUAGCAUUUGCAAGCUUUCCAUCCCAGAAGAGACCUACGAUGAAGAGAACAAGACCAUAGUCGUGCGCUACGUUCCCCUCGGUGUUGCCGUCGGUAUCGUGCCCUGGAAUUUCCCUAUGCACCUCGCUGUUGGCAAGAUUGCCCCUGCGCUCUUGACCGGUUGCACCAUGAUCGUCAAGCCAAGUCCUUUCACCCCAGCUGGAGGUCUGAAGCUGGUCGAGUUGGCACAGAGAUUCUUCCCGCCUGGUGUGCUACAAGCACUCAGUGGAGGAGAUGAUCUGGGUCCCAUGUUGACCAGCCAUCCCGUUCCAGCCAAGAUUAGUUUCACAGGAAGUACCUUCACGGGCAAGAAGGUCAUGGAGAGUGCGAGUAAAACGUUGAAGAGGGUGACACUCGAGCUUGGUGGAAACGACCCAGCGCUCGUAUUCGAGGACGUCGAUGUUGACGAAGUCGCAAAGAAGAUCGCCACAUUGUCCUUCUUGAACUCUGGCCAGAUCUGCUUGGCUCUCAAGCGCAUUUUCGUCCAAGAAAGCAUUGCCGACAAGUUCCUCCAGGCCCUCGUCGGUCCCGGCAACCAGCCCGACGUCUUCCUCGGCCCGGUGCAAAACUCCAUGCAAUACGAGCGCGUCAAAGGCUUCAUCUCCGACAUCGAAAAGGAGAAUUGGAAAGUCGCUACCGGUGGCAAGGUCCCCUCCGGCCCAGGCUACUUCAUCACACCCACCAUCAUCGAGCGCCCAGACUCGAAAUCAAGAAUCGUGGUCGAAGAGCCCUUUGGCCCCAUCGUGCCCUUCCUCACCUUCACUGACGAAGCCGAUGCCAUUGCGCAGGCCAACAACACCCCCAUGGGCUUGGGCGCUAGCGUUUGGUCGAAGAAUAUCGAGCGUGCGAACCGCGUGGCGAGGAAUAUCGAGGCGGGUAGUGUUUGGGUCAACACACACUUGGAGCUGGACCCUCGUGUGCCGUUUGGAGGACACAAGGAGAGUGGUGUCGGCGCGGAGUGGGGUGUUGGUGGGCUGAAGAGCUACUGCAAUGCCCAGGCUUUGUAUCUGGGUAAGGCAUAG
Plenodomus lingam JN3 is the source of this 1407-nucleotide messenger RNA. NCBI's taxonomy places the organism in Eukaryota, Fungi, Ascomycota, Dothideomycetes, Pleosporales, Leptosphaeriaceae. The record is from RefSeq and is a predicted model, not a curated record.